Adineta steineri is the source of this 333-nucleotide messenger RNA. The record is from the annotation of a GenBank genome assembly. Lineage: Eukaryota; Metazoa; Rotifera; Eurotatoria; Adinetida; Adinetidae.
AUGGUUCAUUCAAUUACAACAAUGGAAGAGCUUGAAGCUGAAUUUGAAAAAGGAAAAAAUAAAGGCAAAUUAAUCGUCUUGGAUUUUUUUGCAACAUGGUGUGGACCAUGUUUACGUGUAGCACCAAAAAUCGAUGAUUGGAGCUCAGGUGAAUUUAAAGACACUGUAGUUUUCCUUAAAUGUGAUGUUGAUCAAGGUGAAGCUGUUUCACAAGAAUUUAAUGUAGAAGCAAUGCCAACAUUCGUUUUCUUCAAAGAUGGAAAAGAAAUUCAUAGAGUUGUUGGUGCCAAUGUUGAUCAAUUGAAAGCCGAUAUUGAAAGUCAUCGCAAAUAA